Molecule: messenger RNA, 2769 nt
Organism: Panthera uncia (snow leopard)
Lineage: Eukaryota; Metazoa; Chordata; Mammalia; Carnivora; Felidae
Gene: METTL9
Product: methyltransferase like 9
Exons: 5
Coding region: 1-1152 (383 amino acids)
Molecular function (GO): protein-L-histidine N-pros-methyltransferase activity
Source: RefSeq, a predicted model, not a curated record
AUGCGCGCUCCCUUUGUCCCGCCUCCCGGCCGGCGGCUCUAUCCGCGCGGGAGCGCGCUUCGGCCGCUCUUAAGUGCUCCGGGUGGAAACUGGCGCCGGCGGCGGUUGCGUUCCGCGGGCGGAAAGGAAGGGGGAGGUGGGAAGGCUGUGCGCCGCCCGCUCCACCCCCCACCCCGCCUCGGCCCUGAAGGGGCUGGAUGGGCAAGUUGGGCGCGAUGGCUCGAGUCCGGGCGGCGGCGGCGGCGGCCGGAGGCGGCGGCGCCUCCUCCUCCUCGCCCCGGCGCCGGCGGUGAUCCGAACGAGCGGCCGCGGCCCCCGAUGAGACUGUUCGCGGGCUGGCUGUGCCUGAGCCUGGCGUCCGUGUGGCUGGCGCGGAGGAUGUGGACGCUGCGGAGCCCGCUCACUCGCUCACUGUACGUGAACAUGACGAGCGGCCCCGGCGGGCCGGCGGCGGCCGCGGGCGGCAGGAAGGAGAACCACCAGUGGUACGUGUGCAACAGAGAGAAAUUAUGCGAAUCACUCCAGGCUGUCUUUGUUCAGAGCUAUCUUGAUCAAGGAACACAGAUCUUCUUAAACAACAGUAUUGAGAAAUCUGGCUGGCUAUUUAUCCAAUUAUAUCACUCUUUUGUGUCAUCUGUUUUUAGCCUGUUUAUGUCUAGAACAUCUAUCAAUGGGUUGCUAGGAAGAGGCUCAAUGUUUGUGUUUUCACCAGAUCAGUUUCAGAGACUGCUAAAAAUUAAUCCAGACUGGAAAACCCAUAGACUUCUUGAUUUAGGUGCUGGAGAUGGAGAAGUCACAAAAAUCAUGAGCCCUCAUUUUGAAGAGAUUUAUGCCACUGAGCUGUCUGAAACUAUGAUAUGGCAGCUUCAGAAGAAGAAAUACAGAGUGCUUGGUAUAAAUGAAUGGCAGAAUACAGGGUUCCAGUAUGAUGUCAUCAGCUGCUUGAAUUUGCUGGACCGCUGUGAUCAGCCCCUGACUUUGUUAAAAGAUAUCAGAAGCGUCUUGGAGCCCACUAGAGGCAGGGUUAUCCUUGCCCUGGUUUUACCCUUUCAUCCCUAUGUGGAAAACGACUCGAAAAAUGGUAAAUGCCGUUACCUGUUUUACCCUCGUGAAGACCAUUUGUGUUCCAGCCUGUGUCAUUUCUUUGUAUGACAUUGGGUUUUUGGUUGCAGAGUCUUGCUCUUCCACAAUCCCGAGUGAAGAAUGUAUUAAAAGAAAUGGUUUGAUUUCGUAUUACUUCAUAUUUACUGUGAUCUGGUAGUAGCCACAUUAACUCAUGGUUUUAGCUCACGUGGUUUGCAUUUCAGGUCUUGUUGGAAGUUAUGAUUUUAAGCCUCUCCUUUGCAUUUUCAUUAGUUAAUAAUGUGCAGUAAUACAAAAACUAUUUAUUAAGUAAUACAUGGUAAUAUUUGAAAAUCUUUAGUUUUUCCAUUUUACUGCCUGGUUCAGCCUUGGGUUCAAAAACUCUAAGAGCCUGCAGACAUUUUUAAGACCUGCAUUAAUAUUUCAUAAGCUUCAUAGUUCUCAAAUAUCCGUGAAAAUCUGUCUUAAGGAAUAAUAUUCAUGUUUGCUUAUAACCAUGGAUUUGACUUGCUCCUUUAUUUCUUCUUGUCCUUAUUUUUAGCCCCCUCAGGUCUUAGUCCCUUCAGAUUAAAUGCUUGUUUUAACAUUUCCAAAUGAUUUUAGAUGUUUGUUGAUGAUGGGGAAAAUGCAGAAUUCUUUAGACAUAGGAGGGUGGGAAGGAGUGCAGAUAGACCAGAUCAAACAAUUCUUGUUGGUGAAUCACCUGGUCGUGGUAAAGAAAAAAUUGCUUUCAGUGUGAGUGCCCAUAUAGCGUGUAUGCAUGUGUAAGUUUGUGUGUGUGUGUGUGUGUGUGUGUGUGUGUGUGUGUGUGUACGUGCAGUACAGUGAGGAUCCUAGGAAAUGUCCUUGGUAAUUCAGCAACCUGACUUGUCAGUGCUGUUCCCUGUGUAAUUAAGCCUUAGCUCCAUCUCUGCAUUGCAAUCACUAGUCAUCAGAUUAUAAGGCCCUGGUUUCCUGUGUCCUGUUGGGCAACCACAUGAUAGAAUUUUAGUGCUAUUUCCUGGCAUAGCAGGAGGUGGAAGAGCAGGGGAAGAAACAUUAAUCUAACCAUGAAUUUUAUUUCCUUGUGUUUCUCACACUAAAAAUUGAGAGGAAAUCCAACUGCACAAGAGAGCAGUCCCCAGUAAGGCCUGAAAACAAGCUCCCUGGUUGUGGACGUGCACUUGCCUACUAAGUCCCGGGAAUCUGGCACAUGACGUGUACCAAACCUGAGUACAAGAAGCUUUUUUGCUGUGGGUGGCCUUUAUUGACCUAUCCAUUUUGCAUAUUGCUCCACGGCACUCCGUUAUUGCUUCCUUUCUUUAAGUCACUAAUUAGAUCCUGAUGAUUUCCAUGUGACACAAUGUGAGGACUGUGAGCUGCAAAGUGACCUUGUUGUGUGUGUGAGUUCGUGAAUACUGGGCUGUUUUAAGGAAAUAGGAGUGUGCUUUGCAUACUUGGCCCAAUUUAUAUUUCAACAAAAAGCAAUUGUAGAUGAAAUUAUUUUUUGCACUUUUUUGAUUUGUCUUUAAGUCCUGUCACUGCAAUUUUGUUUCUUAGGUUAAUUUGGAAAAAAUGUAAACUGCAUCUUUCUAAUUUCAAUUUCCAUUUAUUUGGUUUCCUGACCCAGUUUUGGUUAUGGGGUCAUUAAAUCUAUGUGAGAAUUGUUCUAAGCAUCAAAUAAGGGAAGAGUAGAUAAAAAGACAA